Molecule: messenger RNA, 2109 nt
Organism: Rhipicephalus sanguineus (brown dog tick)
Lineage: Eukaryota; Metazoa; Arthropoda; Arachnida; Ixodida; Ixodidae
Exons: 3
Coding region: 1-2109 (702 amino acids)
Biological process (GO): proteolysis; DNA integration
Molecular function (GO): aspartic-type endopeptidase activity; nucleic acid binding; zinc ion binding
Source: RefSeq, a predicted model, not a curated record
AUGGCCAAGAUGUGGGAAUUCGACGCAUUCCUGGAGGACGGCGAUGAAGACUUUGCUUCGUACGUGGAAAGAUUCGAACACUACUGCGAAGUAGCCAACGUACAAGAGGAGAAGCUUAAGAAGUCGGCCUUCAUAACGGCCAUUGGCAAGAACGCGUACAAGACGCUCAAGGAUUUGCUUCUACCGGCGACCCCUGCGGAGAAGAGUCUCGAAGACCUGGUCAAGGUACUGAGUGACCAUUACGAGCCUGCAAGCCGAAUCAUCGCAGAGCGAUUCAGAUUCAACAGGCGGUACCAAGCGGAAGGUGAGACAGUAGCGACGUUUGCAGUUGCACUGAAGCACAUGGCCGCUAAAUGCAAGUAUGGCACAUUCCUUGACGACGCACUACGCGACCGGUUCGUCGCUGGACUGCGAAACCCUGCCAUUCAGACGGGUCUACUAAAAAAGAAGGAGCUGUCGUUUGAAUCUGCUUGUGACUUUGCCAAAAGCGUUGAAAUGGCGGAACAGGAGUCCAGGGGGUUUCGACCUGGCAGUGGAACGGAAGCCGACGUCCAUGCGAUAAGGAAGACAGGCAGGAAAGCGGCAUUUGCGGUCAAGCCAGGCAAGCAAUACGAGGCAACGAAGACAAAGUGUCACCGUUGCGGGCAAGAGCACGACGCUAAUUCUUGUCGUUAUCGGAAAGCAAGAUGCUACAGCUGCAAACGCACGGGUCACUUGCCUCGAGUAUGCGGACAACGCCCGCCGGGUGCGGGAAAAAUUCACGCCGUUGCCGACCAGCAAGAAGAUAAUGAGAUGAUGCUCUACGCCGUACAUCACGCCGGCCUUGCGAAGCAGCCGUAUCAGGUAGAACUUAUGCUCGGAAGGAAGCGCGUGCAGAUGCAAGUAGACACAGGAGCCGCUGUUUCUCUGAUAUCGGAAGACCUAUGGAAGCAGCUAGUGAAUCCUCCGCCGCUCACACCGUCUACGGUUAAGCUGAAGACUUACGGAGGAGCACCGCUGGAAGUGAAGGGGCAAGCCGAGGUUCCGGUCGAGUACAACGGACAGCGCAAGAUUCUACCAGUAGUUGUGGUGCCAGGAAACAAGCCAGCGCUACUUGGACGCGAUUGGAUUGAGAACCUGGGCGUCGACUUGAACGGCAUUCACACGGUGCAAGCGGAGCUCGCGGCGGACAACCUUGUGAAAAGUGCACCAGCAGUAUUCCAAGCAAUCAUGGACGAGUUGCUGAAGGGACUAAGUGGAGUAGUUUGUUACCUUGACGAUGUGCUUAUCACAGGUGCCGACUACAACGAAUGCCUGGCACGUGUAGAAGCAGUCCUGCAGCGCUUCGAGAAGCACGGCGUCAAAAUUGUGACAGAUAAUGGUCCUCAAUUUGUGUCUGACGAAUUUGCAGUUUUCCUCAGAUCCAAUGCUGUGCAACACGUCAAGACACCUCCGUACCAUCCGGCUUCGAAUGGGGCAGCAGAGAGGCUCGUCCAGACGGUAAAGAACCUUCUACGUCAACUGCGAGACGAUAGGCACUCGGGGCAAGCACGGACCAUUCAACACCGGCCGGACCAGUUCCUCUUCACAUACCGCAACACGCCAUGCUCCACGACUGGUAAGACUCCUGCACAGAGUUUCCUGUCUUGGGCACCGCGCACGCGUCUCAGCAUUUUACACCCUGAAUUAGCCAAGCGGUCAGAGCCUACUCCAUCUAGAGAUCAAGACCAGGGACAGACAAAGAAGUGGCGGGAAUUUGAUGCAGGUGAACGGGUCCGGGUGAGAGGUAUCCGACCAGGCGACCCGCACUGGUUAGAAGGAACCAUUGUUCGCCGUGUCAGCGUGGCAACUUACAUAGUCAAUGUGGAAGGCCAGGAGCGAUUCAUGCAUGCGGAUGACAUUGCUAAUACAAGUACUCCUCUUAUUCUACCCAGAACAGUGCGCAUCACUGGCACACCUCUAGCGCAACCUGGUCCGGCGACGCCUGAAGAAACGGAGGAAACUCCUACCGAGGUCCAGGAACCAACGUCUGAAGCUACAGAUUCUACCGCCGCUGAAGAACCUCCUCCUGAACCUCUGCCACGCCGAAGCACAAGGGUUCGGCGACAGCCUGAAAGAUGUGGAUAUUAA